Messenger RNA from Candidula unifasciata, 1297 nucleotides. Lineage: Eukaryota; Metazoa; Mollusca; Gastropoda; Stylommatophora; Geomitridae. The record is from the annotation of a GenBank genome assembly.
CUCAAGAAGUAACAGCAGCAGCAGUAGCAGCUCAGACAAUGACAGACAGACGGAAGAGGACAGGAAAGAUGCUACUGUCAGAAAUGAUAGCACUGUCCCAGAAAUAGAAGAAAAGAAUGAAAACAAAACAGUUGAAGAUGCAGAAACCAAGAAAACUGGAGAUUUGGUGGACAUGUUUGCUGAUACCGAGGACAUGUUCAGUGAAAACUAUAAUAGUCCCGGCAUGCGUCGAGGCCUCAUGGGUGUGGCAGAGAACCCCAACCUGACUGAUAACUGGGACGAUGCUGAAGGCUACUAUCGAGUACGUAUCGGAGAAACCCUCGACAAGCGAUACUCUGUGUAUGCCUACAAGGGCCAGGGCAUGUUCAGUAAUGUUGUCAUGUGUCGUGACGCCGCCCGUGGAAACACAGACGUGGCCAUCAAAGUGAUUCGAAACAAUGACAUGAUGUUGAAAAACAGGAAUGAAAGAGCUAGAAUUUUGAGGAAACUUAAUGAUUCCGAUCCUGACGACAAAUUCCACUGUCUGCGGUUGUUCAGACACUUCUACCAUAAACAACAUUUGUGCCUUGUGUUUGAACCUCUCAGCAUGAACCUCAGAGAGGUCUUGAAGAAGUACGGUAAAGAUGUGGGUCUGCACAUCAAAGCAGUCCGAUCCUACACUCAGCAGCUGUUACUGGCCCUGAAACUGCUGAGGAAAUGUAGCAUCCUACAUGCGGACAUCAAGCCUGACAAUAUUCUGGUCAAUGAAUCCAAGAUGGUGCUGAAACUGUGUGACUUUGGAUCAGCGUCUCAUGUGUCGGAGAAUGACAUCACUCCCUACCUGGUCAGCAGAUUCUACAGAGCUCCAGAGAUCAUUUUGGGUCUGGGUUAUGACCACAACAUCGACACCUGGUCGGUGGGCUGCACCAUCUAUGAGCUGUAUACCGGCAAAAUCCUCUUCCCGGGCACCAGCAACAACGACAUGCUCAAGACCAUCAUGGACUACAAGGGCCGGAUACCCAACCGGAUGAUCCGCAAAGGGAUGUUCAAAGACCAGCACUUUGACUCAUCCUUUAACUUCCUGCACCAUGAAAUGGACAAAAUCACACAGAGGGAGAAAGUCACCUGCAUCACCUCCAUCAACGCCACCAAAGACAUGCUAGCAGACAUGGUGCCCUACAGUCGUCUGCCUGAAGAUCAGCUCCGCAAGGUCACCCAGUUGAAGGACCUGCUGGACAAACUGCUGACGCUGGACCCUUCCAAGCGGAUCCCCAUCAACCAAGCCCUGACUCAUCCGUUUAUUACCGAGAAAAUUUGA